This is a messenger RNA of Eurytemora carolleeae, 679 nucleotides long. RefSeq names its product facilitated trehalose transporter Tret1-like. Gene Ontology annotation, molecular function: transmembrane transporter activity. The transcript has 9 exons. Gene Ontology annotation, biological process: transmembrane transport. Bases 11 to 679 code for a protein of 222 amino acids. Gene Ontology annotation, cellular component: membrane. NCBI's taxonomy places the organism in Eukaryota, Metazoa, Arthropoda, Copepoda, Calanoida, Temoridae. The record is from RefSeq and is a predicted model, not a curated record.
AAACCUGCUGAUGAUAUUGGCUGGUGCCCUUGUAAGCAGUCCUUUAAGUGAGUGGCUAGGCAGAAAGCGAUGUUUAAUCCUGGUGAAUCUUCUGCAGAUUGGAUCUUGUAUACUUAUGUGGAUUGCAUAUACCUUCCCGAUUCUUCUAUCUGGUUGGUUACUCAAUGGUUUCUCAGCAGGUUUAGGAAUAAUGCCAUCAUACACAUUAGUAAGCGAAAUAUCAACAAUCAAACUAAGAGGAGUUUUUGCCAACUUAAACAUUCUCUACUCCAAUUAUGGAUGGUUGCUUUUAUUUGCUGUUAACAUGACAAUACCACCAGAAUAUCUCUUAUUGCUUGGGAUAACACUGUCGGUGCUUUUUCUACUCCUUUCUCCUUUUAUUGUUUACUCUCCACACUGGCUUGUCAGAAAUGGCAAAAUAAAAAAAGCAAGAGAAAUGCUGAGGAUAUUAAGAGGUCCUGAAUAUGCUGGCAUUGAAGAAGAGAUAAACGAGAUAUUAGCUGCCACUAAAAAAUACUUCAGAAAUAAAAAUGGUUGUAUGGAUCGUUGGACUACUCCCCAGACUUUGAUACCUCUCGGAAUUGUUGUCACCAUGUUUGGAUCAAUUGGGCUAUGUGGCCGAGGAGCCCCUCUUAACUUUUAUGGACCGAGGAAAAUUAGUCUUAUGAUUCAAAUAUAA